UGUCAAAAUCGAGUUUCCCCAUAAAAAUCGUCGGAGCCGAUUUUCGAUCAAGUUAAGCGUAAAAUAGUGAAAUUCAUAGUAUUUAUUGUAUAUUGAUAGUACUUUGGCGUAUAUCGAGUGUAUUAGUUUAUUAUUUGCUCGUGUAAAACAGUGUAAAUAUGAUUAAUCGCCAUUUUGCUACGAAUGUGCCCUGAAGGCAUAGCCAUUUUUCUCGAUUAGUGUAUUUUUCUUUUGUGAUUAUAGACAGUUUUUAUCUACUACUGACGUGUGACGUUUUAUAAAAUUAAAAACUACAACCGUAGCUAAUUAAACGUACAAAAAUGGAAGAAGUAAAAGUAGAGACUCCUCCUCAACCGGUCAUGAAGUUUAUAAGUGUAACGAGUGAUGCUCUGACAGAGGAACAGAGAGAAAUGUACGAAUCAGUACUAACUACUUGGAAACCGGUCAUGUUCCCUAAACGAAUCAAACGAUAUAUCUGCAAUAAAUGCAAUAAGGAAUUCAAAAAUUACCAAAAUCUUUACCUACAUACUACAAGAGUGCAUUCUUCCGAAGAAUCCGCAGUUAUCUGCGAUAUUUGUGACAAAACAUUUAAGAAUAAACACUAUUUAUAUAUGCAUCGAAUGAACAAACAUUAUUCUGAACUUGAGAAGUGCUACUGCCAGUUCUGUCUCCAAGAAUUCAGGACAAGAAGGGCUUUACAUAUGCACGUAAAAAGGAUCCAUCCGACCACCCUGCCCGAGAUAAAGUGCAACGAAUGCGGCAAAGAGUUUUCAGUACCUUACAAACUCAAAUACCACAUCGAAGCCUGCCACAGAACAGACAAAGAAAAGUACAAAUGCCACCUCUGCCACAAACUUUACAAAAACAGCUUAAAUCUUAACCGACACCUCCAUUUUCAACAUACUCCUGUACAACGACAUCCCUGCGUAUUCUGCAAUAUGACCUUUAAGUCCCGACAUCAUAUGAAACGUCAUGUAUUGAAUAUCCAUCCUCCUUUAGAGUCCAAAGUCACUUGUCCAGAAUGUCUGAAAGAGUUUAAAAAUGACCAGUAUCUUAAGGAGCAUAUGCAAGUACAUUCCUCGUUGGAUUCGAAGGUUAAAUGUGAUAUCUGUGACAAGUUUUUCCAUUCCGCGAUUCGUUUAAAAAAGCACAAGAAAAUUGUGCACCCUUCGAAACCGAAAAUGCGAUGCGAAAAAUGCAAUAAGGAGUUUGCACAUGCCCAUUAUUUACGCAGACAUAACAACGCGGUGCACUUGGAAAUUGAUGAGACAGAGUAUCCACAUUCUUGCGAGCAAUGUGGCAAGAAAUUUAAGCUAAAGAAAUACUUGAAUAAUCACCUGCAGAGACAUGAACAACAGCAUCUGAAGAGAAUAUCCCAAAUGGUUAAGACGGUUAUGGGAGAUGAGAAAGAUGUCCCAGUUAAAAAGAGAGGGAGACCAAGGAAGGCUAGAGCGGAGAUUGAGUUCAUCAAGUGCGAACCGGUGUCUAGCUCCGAUUCGGAGUCGGGAGAAACGGAGAGUGAUUCGGAGUGAAAUUUUCGCAUAUUUCGAUAGUGAAAUGGUUUUGUGCAGUGCAGGUUUUGGGCAGCGUGUAAUGAAAUUAGGUGUCCCGUUUUUAAAACUGGAGUGGGAGAUAGCAAGCCGUUGUAUAUAUGUGUUGAAGAAAUUUGCGAUUGAAAAGCGAUUUAUUUCGGUCCCUUAAGUGGAUUUCUAGAUAUUGUUAGUUAGGACCAAAUUUUUUGCAAAAUAUUUCUUGUUCUUAGAGGUUUUCUAUAUUAAAACUGCGUCGGGCGGUAGAUAUUUGGUAUGGGAGAGAAUUAAGUAAAUGCAAAAAGUUUCUGUGACCAGACACUUCAUCUGUACACCUUCUUUACAGUAUUUGCUCUCAAAGUAUCGAAUCAAUCGUAAUUCUCAAUUAUUCUUUUGCUAUACAGACCUAUUUGUGUGAUCCACAAAUAGUAGUUCUAUGUCUAUGUGUGAUGUGUCUGUGAAAGUGUUUGUGAACGUACACUUGUUUCACUUGUUUUGAUUAACAAACUGUUUCUUGGUUCUACUUCUCUGUAACAAUGUCCCACAAAAGAUAUCGACCGUCUGACGCCAUUUAAAAAUUAAAUUUUAAAUCUAAUUGGGAUCUUAUUGGAUAAGCUUAAAGAGCCUUUUAUCUAUGAAGACACCAUGGUCUUGUCAACCAUGUUUCACGUCAACAACGGGUGAUAGUCCACUGCUGCACUAUAAGUCUCCUCUACAUAGGAGGGUUUGUCACAAUCUCCGCAAGCUCCAGGGUUGGAGAUCGCAGUAUAAAAGGUUCGGGUUUUUCAGAGAGCGCUGCUGCAAGGUCUGUCUAAUGUGUAGUCUCUUAAUCGAGUAUACGACACCCGCGGGAAGAGUAGAGUUGGUGGCUAUGGUGUCUUAUUGGAAUAGGGUUCUAAUGCUAUUUCAUUCAUUCAUUGCAAAUCACAUGAUUUUCAUAAAAAACAGUUUUCUAAAAAACAUUUUACAGGCUUUUGUCAUCCCAAAAUUGUAUUUUAAAAACGUCAUAUUAGAAUAGAUAAUUGUUUGUAAAAUAAAUCUAUUUUGAUGUUGUGUAAAUCUGCAUUAAGUAACUCAAGACUCAACAAUCAUUCGAAAAUAAUUCUUAAAACCAACUGUAGAAGAGCGAUUUUUCAUCUCUUAUUCAAGAAGUUAAAUGGAAAUAUAAAUAUGAUAAGUUAACAAGGCAUAAAAUAUUAGGAAAUGGGAUUUUUAAUGUUAAAAAAGGUCUUUAUAACAAUUUCAUAGAUUUUUCUUAUUAAAUGUUUCCUUUAUUGGUAGAUUUGUAAUAUAUUGUGUAUGGCAACAUUGCGGUUUUGGUAGAAAAGACUGAUGUUGAACUGGUUUGGCGAUGAUAGGAAGACAGAAUCUGUCGUUACUCUAAUGUGAUUCGGCUCAAACAGUUAUAUGUUUUUUUCGGUGCUUAACAUAAAUACUAUUAAAUGCUAGCUAUUCCCCACGGCUUCACCCGUGUGGGCAAAGGAAACAAGUAGCAGUAUAUCACUCUCCAGCUUCAUAACUACUUUCAGUCACAAAAAAAUAUUCUAAAAAUGAGAAUUUUGUUGGUACAAAUUGAUUUUGGAAACUAGGUUCGAAUUUAAUCAUUAUUUUUGUAUUAUAUAGUCCAUUUACUAAAGAAUACUAUAGGUUAUGAAACAUAAUGCUGCGAUCAAAAGGAACCGAGCAGCGAGUGAAAUAACGCAGGAAUACUAUAGUAAAUUGAUAAAUCAUACUAUUAAAUUUUUCCAUUGUAAUUUACACAUAAAAGUCUUAUUUCCUUCGCAUUUAUACGGUAUCGAAAUUGUGGUUUAAUACUAUCUGUACGUGCGUUCGCCAAGACGAUCAUCAACAAACUGAAUAAAUGUAUGAAUGAAAGGUGGUGAACCCAAUGUUGCCAUAUUAAAAAAUUGUUAUCUAUUUGGGGUCAGUAAUAUUAAUGUUAGCAACUUUUAAAAUAAUGAGGACUUUUAAUUAAUUUUGUAAUUAUUGUAGAUGCUGUAUAUUUUGCUACUGUUUUCUAAUUUUACUCCUAAUUUACGCAUAAUAUAAAGUUUCCUUCAAAAAAAUUAAGUAAGAUUACUCUUGGUAUUUUGACAAAAAUCGGUCGUUUUGCACAUGCAAAAAUCCUAUUAUAGUUUCGGUGUCAAUGUCUCAGUAUGGUAAAAACAUUGUUAGGUUUUACAUACCUAAGGCCAUGCGUGUCCCCCAUGCAAGUAGGCAGAGACUAGAACGCUAAUGUGGGCUAACCUUUUUUUGCUGUAGAAGUGGUUUUUUGUCCAAUAACAGCAGCUGUCAGAUAUUGAACCUCAAAUGACGUGACAUUAGCUAAUUCCCUAUUGAAUGAAGAACGAGAGGUGCUCACAAGCCCAUUGCUAUGAUUCUUACAUACCUUUCGCUUCAUCAACUGUCCGGUCGUUUAGAGUUUUAUAAUAUCUAUCGU
Molecule: messenger RNA, 3969 nt
Organism: Spodoptera litura
Lineage: Eukaryota; Metazoa; Arthropoda; Insecta; Lepidoptera; Noctuidae
Biological process (GO): regulation of transcription by RNA polymerase II
Cellular component (GO): nucleus
Molecular function (GO): RNA polymerase II transcription regulatory region sequence-specific DNA binding; DNA-binding transcription factor activity, RNA polymerase II-specific
Source: RefSeq, a predicted model, not a curated record